Messenger RNA from Lycium ferocissimum, 606 nucleotides. Its product is annotated as protein TRACHEARY ELEMENT DIFFERENTIATION-RELATED 7A-like. The record is from RefSeq and is a predicted model, not a curated record. The transcript has a single exon. NCBI's taxonomy places the organism in Eukaryota, Viridiplantae, Streptophyta, Magnoliopsida, Solanales, Solanaceae. Gene Ontology annotation, biological process: plant-type secondary cell wall biogenesis. The coding region runs from base 1 to 606 and encodes 201 amino acids.
AUGGAUAACAAUUUGAAUAAUUUUCCAUUCCCAUAUUUCCCUCCUCUUCCUCCUCAUCCCAUCUCUCCACCACCCCCUCCUCCUCAUACUACCUCUCCACCACCAAAACCCCACCCUCCUCCUCCCCCUCAUCCUCAUCCUCAUCCUCAUCCUCAUCCUCAUCCUCAUCCACCACCACCACCUCCAUUUGUUCCACCACCAUCUCCCCCUCACAAUUACAUCAUAAUAAUAUUUGUUUUCACGACUUUCGGUUGCAUUGUACUUGGCCUAGCUAUUCUUGCUUUCUGUUGCUUCUUGAAGAAAAAGAAGAAGAGCAAAAUAAUAGUUGAAGAGAAAGAAGUGAAGCACAUUGAUGAUCAUCUUAAAAUCAAGGAAGCAAUAGUUGAAGGACCUCAUGGGAAACUUGAGAAAGUGGUACUCUCUGUGGAAGAAGAUUUGCAUGAAGAAGAUGACAUUGUGAGGACAAAGAAAGAGUUAGAAGAAGCUCAUCAUCAUAACUUAUUGCAUGCUAAUGAUAAAUCUUCUGAAAUUACACCUUCUGCUCUUGAAGCUGGCCAUGGACGGUCUUCAACAUCUUCUUCCGGUCAUGGUCAUACCCAAACUUGA